AUGCCGCUGCAGCUCCCCAGGAACCGUUGUUCGGUUUUCAUGAGGGAAAACCUCCUGACUCUCCUGACUGUAAUAGGCGUAGUCUCCGGUACCCUGUUAGGAUGGGGCUUAAGGGUCUCCGGGUACGAGUGGACGAGAAGAGAAGUCAUGUACUUUCAGUAUCCUGGCGAGCUGUUCCUUAGAAUGUUGAAGUGUUUGAUAGUGCCAUUGUUGGUGUCAUCCAUCGUAUCUGCCAUCGGAUCCUUGGACUUGAGCCUUUCUGGCAAAGUGGGCCUACGCGCUAUUAUAUACUACAUGACAACGACGGUGUGUGCUGUGAUGCUGGGCAUUGCGCUGGUCACCACUAUUAAACCUGGCAAAGAUCCUGAGGCCUACCAGCAGCCGAACUCUACAAAAGUCGUCACUAAAGACACGCUGACCUCUGAUACUUUAUUGGAUUUAAUGAGGAACGUGUUCCCAGAGAAUAUUGCACAGGCCACUAUUGCGUCCUACAGAACGAGACUGGUCUACGAUAAAAAUGAUACGAAAUCUAUCAAAGGGCAGUUGGAAACGUACAAGAUCGAAGGGGACUACCAGAGUGGCAGUAAUGUGCUUGGGCUGGUGUGCUUCAGCGUGGUACUGGGUAUUACCCUGGGUAAAAUGGGCGAGCAGAGUCGCCCGUUGCAAAAUUUCUUCCAUUCCCUCUCCGAGGCUAUGAUGAUCAUAACUGGAUGGGUUAUUUGGCUGUCACCUCUUGGUGUGUUCUUCUUGGUGACAGCGAAGAUUAUGGAAAUAGAAUCCUUCAGCGAAUUAGUGGGUCGACUCGGUUUGUACUUCAUGACGGUCUUACUUGGGCUGUUCCUACACGGCUUCGGGACCCUUAGUAUCCUGUUCAUUCUCGCGACUAGGAAAUUGCCGUGUCGUUACCUCGCCAAGAUGGGACAAGUUAUGGCCACUGCGUUUGGGACAGCAUCCAGUUCAGCAACAAUGCCUAUCACGAUUGGGUGUUGUGACGACAUGGGCUUGGAUCCCCGCAUCACUCGGUUUGUGAUCCCCAUCGGUGCCACCAUCAACAUGGACGGGACUGCGCUCUAUGAGGCGGUGGCCGCUAUCUUCAUAGCGCAGCUUAGGAAGAUUGAGAUGUCCUUUGGCAAGAUCGUUGCUGUCAGCGUGACAGCGACGGCGGCCAGUAUCGGCGCAGCGGGCAUCCCGCAGGCAGGGUUGGUCACCAUGGUGAUGGUGUUGGAUACAGUCAACCUGCCCGCUGAGGACGUCUCCAUCAUCCUCGCUGUCGACUGGCUGCUGGACCGGUUCCGAACGACGAUAAACGUAGUUUGUGACGCGUUGGGCGCCAUUAUCGUGUCACAUCUUUCUCAAGGCGAUAUCGAGAAAACGCGCGCCUUACAGAACGAUCGUGAUGUACCGAACACUCAUGAACUCACUGAGGUAGAGAAGGGAGAACAUUGA
This is a messenger RNA of Diatraea saccharalis (sugarcane borer), 1446 nucleotides long. NCBI's taxonomy places the organism in Eukaryota, Metazoa, Arthropoda, Insecta, Lepidoptera, Crambidae. The record is from the annotation of a GenBank genome assembly.